AUCAAUUUAAACAGCAAAAAGAAAAAAAGCCAAUAAUAACAAUAACUCGACACAUCUCUUGAUAAUAUUUUUUAUUUGUAAAAUGCAAUUUACGUGUUUUCUGUAUCUAAUGAGUUGCUUUUUUGCACUUGUGUGCGCCUGUGAAAAAAACGAUAUAGAAGUGAUAGUUAAAGGCAAAGAAGUCGAGAUUACCGUACACGAUGAUCCCGAACUCAAAACAUUUUUCUUUUCAACUGACAUUGGCGAGGAGUGCACUCCAGACUAUACAUUUGUCCAUAAACAUGACGCGAAUGGUACAUUUGUUUAUAAGAUAGAUACAAACAAAGAACUCCAGAAGGACGAUACGCUACGAAUAUUCGGGAUUUUUGAAACUAAAGAUAAAAUAAUAUCGAAUACAUACGAUUUAAUCAUUGAUGAGUCUGGGAGAGGAGUCAAGCAAGACCUUCCACAAAGAUCCGAUUGCGUCAAAUCUGAGACGAUAGUGAAUUUCGAAGAGCAACCCUGCAGUCAAGUUCUUAUAUUUAAGGAAGAUUUUGAUGAUCAGAGUCUUUCCGGUUGGACCUAUGAAAUACGCUCACGAGUCUUAGACCCAGUACCCGAUCAGGAAUUUGUGGCUUAUAUGAAGAAUACUAACCUAAAUAAUGGUCUUCUGCAUUUAUAUGCAAAUUGGGUUAAUGAUACUCAUUUUAAAAUUGCUGAAGGUUGCACAAGCAAACAUAAUGGGGACAUAAAUAAAGUAAUGCGUCAAUGUGGACCACUAAAACUAAAGGGAGGUGUAUCAAUACCUCCUGUGCAUUCAGCAAAACUGCAUAGCUCUUUUACCUUUAAAUAUGGACGGGUGGAAAUAAGAGCUAGGAUGCCCAUCGGCGACUGGCUAUUUCCCUAUCUACUCCUGCAGCCUGCGAACACUCACAGUGAAGAUAAUUACGUCAAUCAUUUGCGCAUCGCCUAUGCACGAGGCAACAAAAAGUUACAAGAUCAAAAUUCCCUGCCAAUCGGUGGAAAUGUGCUUUUUGGAAGUGCUGUCAUUUGGUCCCAAGAAGGAGCCAGGGAGCAUAUGACCAUCAAACGAAAUUUGUUCGAUAGGCAAUUUGGCGAUAUGUUUCACAUUUAUACUUUAAUUUGGCACAAGGACCGAAUUAUUUUUAAGGUGGACGGAUUAAAGUACGGAACAAUAACGCAUCCCGAUGUGCUUCGGACGUUCGACUUAAACGAGUGUUUUUUAGUGUUGGGUCUGACUGCAGGUGGAGGUCUCAACUUCCCACAUGAUUACUUGAUGCCAGAGCAGGUAACAUUCAUGAAUGGAGCAGUAAAGGCUACGGAACUUUUUACUGAACAAGCGGUUAGGGAAUCCUGGAAACAGCCCAAUCUGGUUAUUGACUAUGUACACGUUUACACAACUCAUGUAAAUGAAGAAUAACUAGGAAGUAUACUUAUACGAUGCAUUCCAUAUAUUAGGCAAUAAAGAAAGGCUUAAUAGAAACCAA
Molecule: messenger RNA, 1487 nt
Organism: Drosophila novamexicana
Lineage: Eukaryota; Metazoa; Arthropoda; Insecta; Diptera; Drosophilidae
Product: gram-negative bacteria-binding protein 2-like
Exons: 4
Coding region: 83-1420 (445 amino acids)
Biological process (GO): carbohydrate metabolic process
Molecular function (GO): hydrolase activity, hydrolyzing O-glycosyl compounds
Source: RefSeq, a predicted model, not a curated record